AUGGCUGAUUAUUCCCAAGACCCUCUGCACCCCAUCGCCAUCCUCGGUCAGUCCUUUACGCACCCACCACGAUUUGCGCUAUUCAUCCCCCCCACUGACACAUAGAGGCAUCUCCCCCAGUCGACGAACUGAGAAGCGAGGAUGUCACCCUGCGUCUCAACGCGAUCCACCGCAUCUCGACCAUCGCCCUCGCCCUCGGCACAGAGAGGACACGCACAGAGCUGAUCCCGUUCCUCAUCGAAUCGCUCGACGACGACGACGAGAUUCUGCUCGCACUCGCCGAGGAGCUCGGCCUCAACUUUGUCGAGUACGUCGGCGGCGACCAGUAUGCGCACCUGCUCCUGCCCGUGCUCGAGAUACUCGCGUCGGUCGAGGAGACCUUGGUGCGCGAGAAGGCGUCCGAGUCCAUCGCCAAGGUCUGUGCCGCCCUUUCGGAGCAGCAGAUCGAAGAGUCGUACCUCCCGCUGCUCAAGCGCCUCGAAUCGGCCGAAUGGUUCACCUCGCGCACGUCCGCCACCUCGCUCUUCGCCGCCGCGUACCCGAAAGCCGCUCCAGCGACUCGCGACGACAUGCGCAAGAUGUACACCAAACUCUGCACUGACGACACCCCCAUGGUUCGUCGUGCCGCCGCGAAGGAGCUCGGCCCCUUCUCCAAAACCGUAUCGCACGAGCACCUCCUCAACGACCUCCUCCCCGCCUUCCGCAAGCUGUCCCAGGACGACCAGGACUCGGUCCGAUGCCUCACCGUCGAUGCGCUUAUCGCUAUCGCCGAGGCCCUGUCCAACGACGAGUGCAAGACGUACCUCGGCGCGACGAUGAAGGCCAUGGUCAGCGACAAGAGCUGGCGUGUGCGAUACAUGGUCGCCGACCACUUUGUCAAACUCGCGACCGCCGCCGGAGAGGACCACGUCCGUGAAGACCUCGUCGUCGCUUUCGUCGCUUUGCUCAAGGACAACGAAGCCGAGGUCAGGACCGCCGCAGCUGGUCAGAUCCCUGGUGAGUGUUCGAGAAGUGCAAAUGGUCGCGGGUGGCCGAAACUACAGAAAGCUGAUCUCUCCUCUUGACGAUAGGCUUUGCCAAACUUGUGGACCGAGAAAUCAUCCUUGCCCGUCUGAUGCCCUGCAUCCGUGACCUCUCAACCGAUACCUCGCAGCACGUCCGAGCAGCGCUCGCGACGCAGAUCUCGGGACUUGCGCCUUUGCUCGGCAAGGACUCGACGUUCGAGCACCUCUUGCCCUUGUUCCUCCAGCUAUUGAAGGAUGAGUUCCCCGACGUACGGCUCAAUAUCAUCUCCAAGCUCGACAUGGUCAACGCCGUGAUUGGCAUCGAGCUCUUGUCCAAAGCGCUGUUACCGGCAAUCGUGCAGCUCGCCGAGGACAAGCAAUGGCGAGUGCGCCAGGCCAUCAUCGAAUACAUCCCUCUGCUCGCACAACAGCUCGGUGUCGCCUUCUUUGACGAGCAACUCGCCAGCCUGUGCAUGAACUGGCUUGGCGACCCCGUCUUUUCGAUCCGAGAAGCCGCGACGGUGAAUCUGCGCAAGCUGACCGAGGUCUUUGGCGUCGAGUGGGCCAAGUCGGCCAUCAUCCCCAAAGUCAUCAACUUGGGCACCAACACAAAUUACCUCUUCCGCAUGACAACCGUGUUUGCGAUCACAGUGAGUCGAGAUUGCAGCCUUGUCACACGAUAACGCAUUCGAGGGUGGAAGCCUGAUCGUGCAUUUGAGUCUUUUAUUAUCCCAGACGAUGGCACCAGCAUUGGACGUCGAUGUCAUCCGUUCCAGCGUUCUUCAAACCGUCACUCUCCUCGUCUCUGACCGCAUCCCCAACAUCCGAUUCAACGUUGCCAAAGCAUUGGAGACUCUGGCCAAGGCCGUCGCAGGCCAACCGGGAGGCAAGGAACUCGUCGCCGAGGAGAUCCUGCCCAGUCUCGAGAAGCUGCGCAACGACACGGACGCCGACGUCAGGUUCUUUGCCGAGCAAGCCUCGAUCACGGCACAGAAUGUCGCGAACGGGGAGACGCAGCCCAUCUCGACCGAAGUGACCAUGUCGGAUGUAUAG
Molecule: messenger RNA, 2057 nt
Organism: Microbotryum saponariae
Lineage: Eukaryota; Fungi; Basidiomycota; Microbotryomycetes; Microbotryales; Microbotryaceae
Source: the annotation of a GenBank genome assembly